Chanos chanos (milkfish) is the source of this 5904-nucleotide messenger RNA. Its product is annotated as sickle tail protein homolog. The transcript is spliced from 24 exons. The coding region runs from base 1 to 5904 and encodes 1967 amino acids. Lineage: Eukaryota; Metazoa; Chordata; Actinopteri; Gonorynchiformes; Chanidae. Gene Ontology annotation, cellular component: cytoplasm. The record is from RefSeq and is a predicted model, not a curated record.
AUGUCCAAGCCAUCACGUCUGGCUAAGCCUUUCAAGCAGUCGUCCGGGCGUAAGGAGGCUCCAGGCGAUCGCUCGCGGAUGCUGGUGGUGGGGGAGAGGUUAAUGCGCGCGGGGAGUGAGGGGAACCUGAAUAAUUUUCCCCCACAAAAACCCCAACGCAACUCCCCCCCCCCUCGAAAUUCCUCUCCCGUGAAAAGCGAUCAGAGGCUAUGUUGCCCUGAGGAUGUCGACACCCUGAGAAGGCUUCAAAGCGGGUCGGGCGAAAGUAAUCACGCAGACCCUUGGUCACCACGCACUGUCCCCAGGAGACACACCGUGGGAGGGCCACGCAGCGCCAGAGACGUGCUAACCAUGCAAACCCACAGCAUGGAUCACAAGAGGGAGGCUUUCCUGGAACACCUAAAACAGAAAUAUCCACAUCAUGCCUCUGCCAUCAUGGGCCACCAGGAGAGGCUGAGAGACCAGAUCCGGAGUCCCGUGCACGCCCCGAACCCCCAGCCCUGCGUAGGGGAUCAGGGGGAUCACCUCGCCCUCGUCGCUCUGGAGCCGGCGGACGUCAUGUCUGAGGCAGAAGCCCCCACCCCCUUCACGAGAGGCAGCCGCUCUCGGGCCAGCCUCCCCGUGGUCCGAUCUACCAACCAGACCAAGGACAGAUCACUGGGUGUGCUGUACCUGCAGUACGGAGAGGAGACUAAGCAGAUCCGCAUGCCCAAUGAGGUGACGAGUGUGGACACCAUUCGGGCUCUGUUUGUCAGUGCCUUCCCUCAGCAGCUCAACAUGAAGAUACUGGAGUCCCCCAAUGUGGCAAUAUACAUCAAAGACGAUGUUAGGAAUAUGUACUAUGAGCUUUCCGACGUCAGAAGCAUAAUGCCACACUCUUGUCUGAAAGUCUACAGUAAGGACCCUGCUCAGGCUUUUAACCACAACUCCAGAGCCAACAACGGGGAUAUCAGGAUCCAGAGGGAGAGGCUGUACUCCGGCAGGGACGGCCAACACAUACUGCGACAGCAUCCUGGAGGUAACAGCGGGGUCCACACUCUCCCCCACAGUCCCAUCCAUGCGGGCCAGGGCUCCAUGUCUCCUCCAGCGGUCCGUUCCGUGCCCUCCUCCCCUUCCCGGAUCCCGUACGGGCCCCGUAACGCGGCCGUGCCGGGCAGCGCCACCCUACCCAGGGACCGCCUCUCCAGCGUGCCCGCCGGCCGCUCCAACGCUCCCUGCCCCAGCGCCAUCCUGGAGCGUCGAGACGUCAAACCGGACGAUGACGUCGGCGGCAAGGGCGUGGCACUGUACGCGGACCCCUACUCUAUUUCGGAGGCCAGGUUGAGUAUUGCGUCCUCUCAGGGGACCCACGUUGGGGAUGUGGUGGACGGAGCAGGGUACCUUCAUCGGCGUUCCUCUGUAAAAUCCACCAGCUCCUAUGCGGAAAGUCAGGAGCAGCAGCAACACUCCCUCUACAGGCAGAAAUCCCGCAAGUACAGCGACAACCCGCUGUCCCCCCUCGCCACCCCACCCCCUUCUCCUCACAGGGGGAGCGAGGUCAGGGUGAUCGACGUCCACCCGGGACAGGGCGUCCACAUGCCCCCACAGGGCGUGUCGGCGGACAGGUCGUCCUCGCUGCGGAGAUCGUUCCGGAAGGACGGCAACGGAGGAAUGGAGGUCGUGGCGAGGGCGAGGGGAAACGUGGCCUCUCCCGUGUUCGCCGACCUUCCCCCGGGCCACGGAGAGAGACCUUUCCAAGGCCAGGUGGCGGCGGGUGACGCAGAAACAAGUGAGAGAAUGAAGGCCAUGGAGCAGGAGAUAGCCAGACUCACUGGGCUUGUUCAGCACGCACUGUUGAAGGGACCUAGUACUGCUGGUUCCAAAGAGACAGCCAGCGAGAAGUCCCUGAAGACGGCCUCUCCUGUGCACAGCGUUAGCAAUUUUGGAACCUCACCGGGCCAUUCGGCGAAGAUCUCCACGACCCAUUCGGACGCGCCCGCGGUGGCGGCCCAGGUUCGGGCCAGAGACCCGGCUUUCGGCUCCGCUCUGACUACCUGUAGGAAGAAUGUGUCCGACCUGCGACUACAGCUCCACCAGCUCAGACAAAUGCAGCUGCAGAACCAGGAGGCCAUUAGGGUGAUGAUGCGUCGGGUGGAGCAGGAGAUCGCCGGGAAAGUGACGGAGAGACUGCAGCUGAUGGAGGACCCCGUCCAUAAACAGAGGAGUCAGGUGGAUGAGGAGAGACACAGCUACCUGGCGAUGGAGGAAGGGGUGUUACUGCAGCUGGGGGAGUUGGAGAACUACGUUGAGAAGCUCAAGAGAGAAUCGACGUCUGUCACGAGCCAUCGGCCAAUCACGCUGAGGGAUGUGGAGGAAGGGGCGGUGAACCUGAGGAAAGUGGGGGAGGCCCUGGCAGCGCUCAAAGGGGAAUACCCAGCGCUGCAGACGAAGAUGAGAGCGGUGCUUCGGGUGGAGGUGGAGGCAGUGCGUUUCCUGAAGGAGGAGCCACACAAGAUGGACAGCAUGCUGAAGAGGGUUAAAGCUCUGACCGAAACCCUGAGUGGACUGAGGAGAUGUGCAUCAGAGGGCCUGGUCCAUCAGAACGACGGCGCGUCGGCCAAGGCAGCAACAGGGAAACAACAUUCCGCGGCGGACGAGCCCGUCUCUCCCGGCGUUUUCCGCGAAUCCGCUCCCACCCCUGUGCCCAGGUCGCCCUCCACCAAAGCCGCCAGGUCAGAGGUCGCGCCCUCGUCGCCCCUGAUCGUGCAGCGCGUGCACAGCGCGCCGGUCAACAUCCAGCCGUGCCAACAUUCGAUAGGGCUGUCUCACCACGCCAGCCCUCCGCUGACCCCCACCCAUGGCCGCGAUUCCCCCACCGUGGCCAAAGUCAGCCCGCAGAGUCGAGAGGGCAGCCCUGCCCUUCAGAAGAGAGGGACCCCUAGAGGACCAGAGGCCCCCUUGUCCCCUACCGUUGUCAGUGCAUCAGGAGCUGCCCCUCCACUUUCUCAGACAGAGGAGACCGUCAUGAACGCAGACAGAGUCCAACAUCCCACACAGGCCUCAGAGCAGGUAGAAGAAAGCACUGGUAGCACUGCUCUCUCCGCUGGGGAAGACAUGGAGAUCAUUCUCCAGCAGACCCAGGCCAGCCUGAUGGAGGCCAUACCCGACCUGGAGGUGCCAAGCCAAGCGCAGGGUCAUCCGACAAACCGUCCUACGGCUGUGCCAGAAGAGGUGGAAAAUGCACGGCCCUUGGACUCCAUCAGAGAGGGUAGUGCAGAACCAAGACCAGUAACUGAAAAACCAGCACAAGGUGGCUCUGAGAGACCACAGAAACCAGCCAUAGAGAAGCCUCACAGGCCCAGUGUUGAUCAGAUCAAGUCAAGCCCUGAAAAAUCAAGCAAGUCUCCACCACCUCCCCCUCCACGCAGAUUCUACCCCCCAGGAACAGGAAUCACCACAGGGAGGUCAGGGGAGGUCGUCUAUGGCACCCGCAGGGAGUCAACUACUACCGAGGAGGGUGAAGAGGAGCCCCCCCAGCCCAAACCUCUCCGGAUACCCCCCGAGGUGAAGCCCAAGCCCCACACCCCUCCUCCCGUCAUCAACCCCCAACCACAUGAAGAACAGGACGAGGCAGAUAAGAUCAUGGCGGAGCUGCAGGUAUUUCAGAAGUGCCCCGUUAAAGAAUUAGAGCCCAAAUAUGUAGUUGAUCUCACCAGCAGCGAGUCCCCAUUUAGACUGAUGGAGCCCAAAUCCUUCUUUUGUUACGACUCUGAGACUGUGACUCAGCUGAAUGAAGAGGGAAAGCAAACUGAGAGUGGAAAAGAUAGUCUUUCCCCCAGCUCCAGGGUCAUAUUUUGUCUGACUGGCACUGCAAAACCAUCCAGCCAAAGCCCUUCCACAGCAGAGGAGGACCUGAAAGAAGACAGCGGAGCCACAGUUUCUUCCACUAAGGUGGCACAAAUGAAUGCUUCUGAGUUGUUAGGGCUGUCAUCAGCCAAUCAGAUAGUUGUUAAUGGCUCUGAAUGGUCAGAAGAGAGCACAGAAAAGGAGGAAAGUAAGAAUGUUAUUAUGAGGUCAAUCCGGGGCCGGGCCAGAUACGCGGAAGAUGCUGGUCUGAGCCCAGACCUUCCAGGUGAGGAGGGUCCUCCUCCAGCAGACAACAUCGCUUUCAUGAUCACUAACACCAAAGUCCAGGCACUGUCUACGGGAGAGUAUCAAGAGCUGGUCAGCACACAAGGCAAGGACGUCCAGACGGUCAAAGUGGGCUCGGACACAACUGUCACUGCCCCAGAGGACUGCGAAAUAAACAGGAAACCGGUCAUCAUCAUCUUUGACGAGCCCAUGGAGAUCCGACAGGCCUACAAGCGGCUGUCGACCAUCUUUGAGUGUGAAGAGGAGCUGGACCGCAUGCUGGCAGAGGAGAAGAUUGAAGAGGAGAACGAGGAGGAAGAGGAGAUCAUCUCCAAGAGCAUUACCGGUCAGGUGAAACCUCAAGCUAACGUUGAAGAUCGAGGCAGGACUGAGACCAGAGAAAAAGCCCAGGACAGUUCUGGUUCUGUGACUGAAGUUCCAGACCAAGAGAAAGGUUCAGAGGGUUCUGCUCCAGAGGCUGAAGACGGGUCUAAAACAGACCUCUCUAAUGAUGCCAAACAAGAUGCCAAGAAGAAGUUCAAAUUCAAGUUCCCCAAGAAGCAGUUGGCGGCUCUUGGCCAGGCGCUUCGCACAGGAACUAAAACGGGCAAAAAGACACUGCAAGUAGUGGUGUACGAGGAUGAGGAAGAGGCAGAUGGAACGGUUAGGGAGUUUAAAGAAACCAAAAGGUUCGAGAUCCAAACCCAGGUCAACACUAAGUCAGUCAACUCCAACACCAACAAUCUUUCACAAAGCCAACCACUUACUCCUCAGAAUGUUCAAAACAGGACGGAGGAGCUCCGUAAGACCACCUACAAAACCUUAGAUAACCUGGAGGAGACCCUCAAACAACUUGAGGACACCAUUAGUGACAUGGACCCUGCCUUGUCUUGCAAGACCUCCAGAACGUUCUCAGAAACAAAGAGGGGUGUCAUUCAGGGUGAACAGAUGGAGGGGAGCCCCUCUAAGAGGCCAAGCCCUCUUGCACCAAAGUCUCAAAAGGCUCCACAACAUAAGAAACCUAAAGUCCGGCCUCAACCCCGGGCUUCCUCCAGUUCUUCCACUUCCAGCACUGAACAGAAUUCCAGCAGCAGCUCCGACUCCUCUAACCGAACGGUGGCAUCCUCAGCGAAAUCCCGCAAGCCUCCCCCAAGCCCAGAAAAACCCGGAAAAAGCCAGAAGCUCCAGGAUUCCCAGAGGCAGUUCCGACAGGCUAACGGAAGUGCUGAUGGGGAUAGUAAACAUUCAUUCCUUGCUUUACCUGCUUCUAAGAUCCCAGCCUAUUGUCCUGGCGCUGGGAAAGCUAGCUCACUGUCUGUUCCUAACUCAAACACUCCUAAGCCUACUAACCCAUCCUCUUCCUCACCUUCAUCCGUUUCUUCCAAGUCCUCCAUUCCGUGCCUCAGCCUGAGUCGUCCCGCCCACACACCCCCCUCCUUCUCUAACGACCCCCCCUGCAUCCCAGCCCCCGCCCAGCGGACCAAAGGCCACAGUGUCUCCCUCUCUCCUCCUGCUCGUGAUAGCAGACCCCACCCGCUCUCCUCCUGCUCCUAUACCUAUUCCUCCUCCUCCUCUUCAUCUUCCUCUGGCUCACAUUCCUCCUCCUCCUCCUCUGUUUCGCCCACCUCCACGUCCUCUUCUUCCUCCCCUUCGUCUCCCUCCCUCCUCUCCCCCACUGCCGUGAGUCAGGGAGGUCGGGGGGGUCGAGCGUUACACGUAGCCGGCUUCAGCAAUCACAGACCCCACCAGAGUGGUGCCAUCCCUCCAACGCCCUCUGCCAAAGACAUGGCAUGA